ACGCAGAGAGUAAUAUAAAACUGGAGGGCGUUUCCUUUCCCAAGAUUCUCAUCAAAAUUCUGCUCUGAUCGCGGCGGGCUGCGGCAGUAAGUCACUCAAGAGUUGCAGUGGAGAGAAAGGCAAGAGUCCAGCAAAGAAUGGUCCAGAGCUACAAACUGGUGGUUCUGGGAGAGGGUGGAGUAGGCAAAUCUGCUAUAACAAUUCAGUUCACUAGCAGUGUCUUUGCCGCAGACUACGAUCCUACUAUUGAGGAUGCGUAUCGAAUUGAUGCUGAUGUGGAUGGAGAAGUGGUGGGGCUGGAUAUCCUAGAUACUGCUGGUCAGGAGGUGUUCAGUGCAGUGAGGGAUCGUUACAUGAGAGACGGGGAGGGGUUCAUCCUCGUCUACUCACUGACUGAGCGAGCGACGUUUUCACCGAUGUCGAAGAUCAGCGAGCAGAUCAAGAGAGUGAAGGACACGGAUCAGCAUAUUCCAAUUGUAUUGGUAGGAAACAAGUCGGACAUGGAUGACAGGAGGGAAGUGUCAAACGGCGAAGGAGUCUUACUAUCCCAGCAGCUCCAGUGCCCCUUCUUCGAAACCUCUGCCAAGCUGCGCAUCAACAUCGACGAGUGUUUCCACGAGCUGGUCCGGGAGAUCAAGAGAUGUCAGGCAGAACAGAGCAAACUGGCGCAGGACUCUCCGUCGGGCAAAACCUGCUGCGUUCUACUCUGAUGCCAGCUGCUAGAGUCCUGAUCAUAGUCAAUAUUAUAAUCCUAGUUAACGAUGCUAUUGUAUUCCUCGCUGUGAUAUUUAUCACCGUUUUCUGUCUGUCAGUCUCUCUGUCACUUCAUGCUUUCCCACCGUAGAUUUAUCAGUCCACGCCACACAAAUCGUCGACGUUUACUCCCUUCUUUUAUUAUCUGCACCAUUUUACAUGAUUCCUCUGAUAACUGUAUCGUGUUAGGAUGUGUUUGUAGUUGUAUGCAUAGCUCUUUUUAUUCGCCUUUAUUUUUGCCAGAUAUCCGAAAAAUUUGUUAAAUUUUGCCCGUGGUUAUUUUUGCGUGAGCUGCUGCUGACUGAGCACUUUUGUCGUAGCGCGGGAAAAACAAACGAGUUUCGUGCGCCCGUCUCCCUGCUGCUGCAUCAUGAGUGCCGAGUUAAGCUACUUGCAGCUGAAGGCUGCCAACGACGCCCGGGAAGCAGAGGAGGUAAGAGUGGAGCAGAGGAAGCGAAAUCUGUUGGUGCUGAUCCUCCACCACCUCAGAGAGGAAGGGUUUCUUGAAUCGGCAGAAGCUCUUGUGAAAGAAAGUGGCAGUUCUAUAGCCAACUACCAAGUUUGUGAUAAUAUUGACCUUUCAACCAUCCUACAGGAAUAUGAAUCAUACUACUUUGUGAAGUUCAAGAAAACACCCAAGAUUAUCAGGAGAGCUACCUCUAGUGUCGGUGAGUCGAGAUCAGUAAAAAAGAGACUAGCAAGCACUAGAGUGCCGUCUCUUCCACCCAUUCAUCCGUGCAAUAGCUCUGAAACGCUCACCACUGGCCAAGAUGAGAGGAGGCAUCGAAGACCGUCUAGUGCAGAGAGGAAACGGAGUCGAAGAAAGGCCAAUGGAGCUGACUCUAAAUCUUCCCCGUGCGUCGUCUCUGUGUCGUCUGCCGAAGAACUGGGGCUAACGGGAUCGGCCAUAACUGAGACAAGGCGGGACAGAGCUUCGAACAGCAGAGUAAGCGUGAAAGGGCUUCUCCAACAAGCCAUUGCUGAUGCUACAUCGGAUAUUCCGGAUCCAGCGGAGCGUCUGUUGAAGCCGGUUGCCGGGUUUGCAGGCUAUAGCAGUGAGAUGAGAGAACUUGCAGCCGUCAUAUCCAGAGACAUUUACCUUCAGAACCCCAAUGUUCACUGGGACGACAUCAUCGGGUUAGAUGCUGCCAAACGCCUGGUCAAAGAAGCUGUGGUCUACCCUAUCAAGGUGUGCUAGUACACAUGUACUGUAUUCCAGGAAAAGUUUAUGAUUCCUAGAAACAUUUAGCAGAUUGAUUGCUCAGCCAUCGGCAAAAUCCGUUGCAAAAUCUAUCGCAGUUGCCACUAAUUUUCGAGUGUUUUACUAACGUUGUCAUCCUUAGCCAAAGUAAAAGAAUCUAUGUGUUAAUUAUUGGCGAGUGAAGCAAGCCCACCUAGUCGUCUGAAUUACGAACAUCGCAUACCCAGCGCUGUAAUUUGCUUGCCAUCAAUCUAUUGCUGUUUCUACAGUAUCCUCAGCUCUUCACUGGUAUUCUAGCUCCAUGGAAGGGACUUCUUCUCUACGGCCCGCCAGGUUCCUUGCAAAGCCUGUAUACGUACGCACGCAACACCAGCAUGCCGAUUGUUGCAGGAACUGGGAAGACCAUGCUGGCUAAGGCUGUGGCAACGGAAUGUAAAACAACCUUCUUCAACAUCUCUGCUUCUUCCAUUGUCAGUAAGUGGAGGGGAGACUCUGAGAAACUGGUCCGGGUAAGGAAUAUUACAGUCCAUCGGUGACCGAGUGAUGCGCCUGGGUAUGAGAAUAGGUUCUGUUUGAGCUGGCAAGAUUCCACGCUCCGUCAACUAUAUUCAUGGAUGAACUGGAGUCAAUUAUGGGACAAAGAGCAGGAGCACCUGGCUCAGAGCAUGAAGGGAGUCUAAGAAUGAAGACAGAGCUAUUGGUUCAGAUGGAUGGCCUGGCAAAGUCAGAGGACCUUGUCUUUGUAUUAGCUGCUUCUAACCUACCGUGGGAGCUGGACUAUGGCAUGCUGCGUCGUUUAGAGAAGAGGAUUCUUGUAGACUUGCCCGUCAAGUCUGCCCGCUCGGCAAUGUUUGCUCACCACCUCCCACAAACACUAUCUCAGCAUCCACUCCGCAUCACUACGCAGAUCGACUAUGACCAAGCUGCUGAGCUGACAGACGGUUAUUCUGGGUCGGAUAUUAGACUGGUGUGCAAAGAAGCAGUCAUGCGGUCGGUGAGAAAAGUGUUCAAUCGACUGGAGAGUCUCAGUGAGGGGAGUCCCGCUAGUGGGCUGGAGGGUGUGGUCAUUGAUCCUGUCACCAUGGACGACAUUGAGUCAACUGUGGCAAAUACCAAGCCUUCUGCUAGGCUGCUUGCCAGUCGAUACACUCAGUGGCAAAAAGAGUACGAGUCUGUGUAAAAGUUUUAUACACUCAAGUGGUAUAUAUGAGUCUGUGUAAAAGUUUUAUACACUCAAGUGGUAUAUAUGAGUCUGUGUAAAAUUUUUAUAC
This is a messenger RNA of Geodia barretti, 3225 nucleotides long. The record is from the annotation of a GenBank genome assembly. NCBI's taxonomy places the organism in Eukaryota, Metazoa, Porifera, Demospongiae, Tetractinellida, Geodiidae.